GCGCGCAAUCGUGCGGCCGUUGGCAAUCUAUGGGUCUAUGGUCCGUAAUCGGUCGAGCUGUUAUGAUCGCCUUGGGGCUGUGCGCGUCGCCACACCAUCAUCAUAUGCCCGAGCGAGUUUCCUGGAGUGAAGCAGCGGUGGCACGAUGAUUCUCUCGUUGCUCAAGCUGCCGCUCGUCGUGUUCAGCAGCGUCAGGCAGUUCAUCUCGCAGACGUUUUUCGUAGCCGUGUUGUUCUCGGUGAUAACGUGGACUUCGAUACUCUUGUACGGCGUCUUCUACUGGAACUACAUUCCCAAAUCGUCGCACGUCUUUCCGGUGCACCUGCACUUCGAGUCGACAGCAUGUCCCGCAGGCUUUUGCGACUUCCUAAUGGCAAACGUUACCAUCGUGAGGCCGGGGCAAGACGAAUACCUGGCCAGGGGUCAGCGUUACAAGAUCUAUCUAGAUCUUGAGAUGCCAGAGUCCGAGGCUAAUCAAAGAAUUGGUAUGUUCACAGUCGGACUUGACAUGAUCAGUGAAGAUGGUGAAGUGUUGAAGUCUACGCACAGAUCGGGUGUUCUACGGUACAAGUCGAUGCUUGUCAAACUUUUUGCAACGUUGACUUACAUUCCAAUGCUCCUCUUCGGUUCCGCGGAGGAGAAACAGACAGUAUCGCUCCUGCUGUUUGAGAAAUACGUGGAAGACUACGCAAAGCCAGCCACGCAGGCAGGCCUGGUGAUCCGAAAUAGCCACAUUGAGGUCUACUCGGCAACACUGAAAGUAUAUGCAGAUUUCACUGGGUUAAGGUACAUCCUCUACAACUGGCCACUCACAUCGGCCGUCGUGGGCAUAUCGACCAACUUCUUUUUCGUGAGCCUGGUGGCGCUGCUGUCCUGGAACCACCUGACUCCAGCCAAGCCAAAGCCGCGCCGCCCCUUGGCAGAGAGGAAGAAGCACCCCAGCAGUGAGAAGGCGCAGCUGGAAGAUGCCGAGGAGUCGGAAGACGAUACUUCCAGCGACAUCAGCAGCAGCCAGCCUGAUCUUGUCAAGGAAACGAGGGAUGCCAAGAUCAGGAAAAGGAAAGAGCUUGACGAGAAGACUGGGGAAACGCUGAGGCAACUCUUCAGAGCUACUACACGCGAAAGCAGUGCUAGCCUUCCUUCACUGGGUGGUGACCAAGAGGCAAGCAGCAGCACCAUGGAGCAGACGACGUGAGGCAGGAAACGCCGAUGCCAACAGUUUCACAGGCCGCUCAGAUUGUCCCGGGUCUGUACGUCGGCUGUGAUAGCCCCUGGUCAGUUGUACGGUCUCUGUGCAGGUACUGUCUCUUACGUUAUUUGUGAUAGCGUUGGCAGAUUCUGGAUCUUGUUGUUCUGUACCGUGGAACAGGCGUGCCUUUUGUUGCUAUAUAUAGUUCCUUUCGUGUAAAAAUAUAACAGACCUCCCUGUGGUAUGGAUCCCCAUUUUCGCAUCACCUAGCAAAAAUGUUGUUUCUAGUUGUAGAACAUCCUUCGGGGAUAUAAUAUAAUAAAGCACUGGACUAAAGGAAGGCAGAACGGAUGACACAGGUGCCACUAACCAUUGUGAAUGAACAGCUAAGCUGGUUCAUCAUUCACACCUAUUCAAUUUUAUGCCUUCUGCAACAAUUGUGGGCUGUUGACAGUGGACAAGUGCUGCCUAAUUGUCGUUUUACUUAACAAGAUUGUGCAUGCUUUGUACGCAAUUUUUGUUUGUCUGCUCCCUCCGUCGUUGCAGGUUUCAGAGAGUAUCGGGGGAAUAUUUCCAAUAAACAUUCGCAGUUGUUAGUAGCGCUUGUUCAAUUCGCCUCGCCUUUCUUUGGUCUUAUGCUUUGCACUUCACACUGACAAACAUGCUUCACCAACUAGUCCAAAAGAAUACUAUUCUAAACUAGAAUUAACGCUAACUGUUCCAUUAAGUGAUGCCCGACCGCGGUUUGAAAAAUACCAGGGUGUCUGCUACUUUUGCCCGCGACAGUGCAUUGGGAAGUCGCUCUCUGUGCAAACUCCUUUGCCAUGAUGUACGAGAUUUGGUAGAACAAUUUUUCAGAGCACCUCUCAAUCCUGCAGCACCUUGUGCCUGUCAUGUAUGUGCGAGCAACUAGGUCAUCCCUUUUUGGGGACAAUGUCUGCCACAAUUUUUUAGUUGUUUUGUUUUUAGUAUUGCCUCUGCAGAUGAGCUCAAGUUGUUCUUCUGUGUUUCUUCUGUUAGCAAAGACUACCAGAAAUUUUAAGCAUUGUUACAAUUUCCAUGUUACUACAUUUAUGUAUGAGUUCAGGCAUGCUUGUCAGUAUAACAUGUACAGUACAAGGCGGGUUGACGGGGCACCAGGAUAUCAUAUUCUCUGGGACAUUCGCCCUAGUACUCCUCCACUCAGUGCAGUGCCUCAACUCCAGGAAAAUGGUGUCAGUGUUAGUACACAAUUGAAGCACUUACCGCACUGCUGGUUACUCCAGAAACAUAUUUUUUACUAUCAACCACUUUCAAUUAAAAUUCUUCAAUGUUAAAGUCUGGGGUUUUACAUGUCUAAAUUUCUAUCUAAUUACUAGGCGUGCCGUAGUGGGGGACUCCCGAAUAAUUUUGACCACCUGGGGUUCACGAACAUUCUUUAACGGUUCAACGUUUUUUAGAAAUCUAAGUACACAAGUGUUUCUGCGUUUGACCCCCAUCGAAACGUAGUCGUCGCAGCCAGGAUUGAACCUGCAACCUUGAACUCGGCAACGCAAUAUCGCCACUUUCGGUGCCCGUGCUAGAACAUGUUGAAGCGGUAGGCACGUUUCUCAAGCGGCUGUUUGUUGCAGAUUUCGCCUGGGAACAUCACUGCUCAGUAAUGAGUGCUUCAUUCAAGGGACAGUACUGCUUUUUUUCAGGCGAUGUCUUGAGUGACAAACUUCGGGUUAGUCUAAAUUGUUCAGUUGCCCUUUGGAAAACCUGUCGUUUGUUAUAUGCCAAGAGAGGACUUAUAGUUGCGCAGGCAAUUAGAACUUCAGGGUCUGAGAUAGCCCAUAAUGAAUGGAGUCUCUUGCAUAGCUGUGCUGGAGGUCCUGGAGGCCUUUUAGUAUUGGCUACGUUAAUUUGCAGCUCUAUAUAGAGAGGGCGACACCAGUGCUGGCACUAGAGCAUUUUUCUAAAACUCUAUCUUGCUUUGAUAUCUGCCUUUGGGUCCCUUUUAAGAACACAAAGAUCAAGAACACCGCUGUAUCAUAUGUUCACAAAUAGAUUCUACGGGAAGCUGCUCUCCAGAGCGUCACAGCAGUUGGUACAGUUUCUGGGUAUGCUGUGAUGGUGAUGGCCCACUAAAUGCUUCGGUGAUGUUGACGUAUUAGGUUCUGUAAGCUGUUGCAAACGAAGCUAAUUCUUGCAAUUUUUGUGAAUGGUCUACAAUUUGGUCCCACAAUUCAUUUUAGACUUCCAUCAUAAUACAGACAAGGCCCCUCCAUUUUGGAAAAUUGUGUACCCGCAGAUUACAGUCGGGCUCCCGUUAACUCGACCAUGGCUAAUUAGGUUUGUCUCUUAAAUUUGGACGCACUGGAAAGUUUCAGCGAGCAAUAAUGCAUUGCUACAAAAGAAAAACUCGUUAGUUUGAACGUGAAAGCAUGCUGUUUGGUUAAUUCGACCCCGACAGACUCGUAACAGCGCCUUCUCAUGUGCGCAGUUGUUGCCAAAACCUUGAAUACACAAAAAAUUCAGCAGACGGCACUACUGCUUUUGUUUCUUUUUAGGAUGUUGUCAGUGCCAACAACAGUGUAGCGGUAUGUGGGCCACUCACCGACGAUGACAGUGUCAGCAACGUGACAGUCCAACAUUGAGGCAGUGUUAAAACAUGCUGGUGCUCUUUGCUGCAUGCUGGUUGAGUCGUGCUUCAAGAGAAAGAACCAGAGCUACUUCAAGCAGUAAAAAAAAAAUUGAAUCUGUUCAUUCUGCCGUUGUUUGUCAAUUGGAAUCAUUCGAGCAGAUUAUGCGGUUUCGCAAGGGUCGAAUUAACGGCUGUAGACUGGAAUUAAUGGGUGUAGACAGUGUUUUGAAACUUACAUUUGGGUCAGAAGCGUGAAAGGUUGUUUACAGUACUUUGUACACUACUACUCGCUCACAGGGGUGUCUGCACCGGUGUGCCAAUAUUAUUAUAAACCUUACCUUGGCAUAUGUAUAGUAUUUAUCAAUUUUUAAUACAUGUAUGUGAGUGUACACUAUCGUUAUGAUUGCAAAUUAUAUUAGAGUUUAUUCAUGACUGUAUAGCAGUAUUAUUGCUCCAAGUGUACUCUGCGUUAGCUCAAGAUCAACAAUAUUGCCAAAGGUUGCGCAGAAAGUCCUGCCUUCUGUGGUAUAAAAUUUGAUAUUACAGAUGUCGUGUGUUUUGUAAUGCUUGUUUGCAAUGUGUAUAGGUCAACUGUCACAUCAUCUUUUUUGGCAUCUUUUUUUGGUAUCAGUGGUGCCUCAUUUAUUGACAUGGUAGAAAGUCCGGCACUACCAUCUGUAAGGUGCAGUUGGUGUAAAAAAAAUUACAAACUGUGUGAUAUGAAAGAAAUCUAGAAUUUAUUUGCACUUUGUGACCAUGGCCCGUAAAAUUGUACAACACAAAGUUUUUGAAUGAACUGUAGUUAGUAUUUGCUGAAAGACUGCCAUCAUCAAUGCAUCUUUAGACUAGUAGAGGCUGCAGAUUGAAUAACAGGCUUUGGAAAUAUAUUCACCUCUUGCAUCCCCCGGUCUGGUAACUUUUGACGCUGACUGUACCUACUGUAUGCUGUCAGCAGUGUGCAGUAAUGUACACGAUGACCAUAACUUCAUUUGUUUCUGGUCAACACCUGAUGCAACUAUUUUCAUACUUUUAAUACUGACGGAUGAAUACUUGAUUGCAGUGGGAUUAUGCAAUUCAAACAGUGCUCGUCCAUUGCCAUUUUUCUUCACAUACGCUAACACAGUAGGUAUGUGCGCGAACUAGUGUGUUUGCGUUUAGUUGAAUUACAGGUGCCCACAAAGCUUCUCGGGACAUGCCAGCUGUAAAAAAGUUGUAAUUGGCUCGAAGCCUAAAUGUGCACCCACACUUGUCAGUGCAGCUGUCAACUCCACGAUGCCUGCAUUCUUUUCCUUUUUUUUCACAGCUCGUGCAUACUACUAAAGAGCCCUGUGGGUACAUGUGCAUGUUAGCAUGGAUGAGCCCCGUCAACCUUUAAUAGAAAACAACUUAAGGUUGACCCUAGUGUCUUCCAUAAGGUGCAGUCAGGUGAAAGCCUUAUUUUGUCAUAUGUGUACUUUAUGCUCUACGGUAUGGCCCGACAUAUCGGGGACUGUGUUGUUAGCAGAUAACCUGGCGACUUCUCUCAAAAUUUGAGAUCAAGCAUUGCCUUGUCAGUGUCUGCUAAGCAUUUCCCGUUUACUCAAGUUUUUCACUUGUAUUUCUUUUUGUCCAUGUCUCCUUUUACAUGCAUCAUGCAUUCCACGUUUGUUAAGCACUAAAAAGCAACUAAGCUGUUCCUUAGUGCUUAAAAGAAAUGUUUGAUUUGCUUGAUGUAGAAUUAACAGUAUGGUGGUUUUGUAAGAAGACAAAGUUUGCAUCUCCAGUUUGCAUUGUAUAACACUAAUGGUAUGUUUCAAAGCUCUGUUACCAGGCCGAACAAAAUUAUGCACAAUGAGUAAAUUGUUUCUCAUGAUAUUCAAAUGCCCAAGAAACAUGGGCAUCCUUUCGCAGUUUGGACAUGUAUCAUAGCAUGUAUAGGCCAACUUGCAAUUAAAAUUUUCUUUGUUCCUGA
Messenger RNA from Dermacentor andersoni, 5745 nucleotides. RefSeq names its product lipid droplet biogenesis associated protein seipin (gene Seipin). Gene Ontology annotation, biological process: lipid droplet organization; lipid storage. Gene Ontology annotation, cellular component: endoplasmic reticulum membrane. The record is from RefSeq and is a predicted model, not a curated record. NCBI's taxonomy places the organism in Eukaryota, Metazoa, Arthropoda, Arachnida, Ixodida, Ixodidae.